Talaromyces atroroseus is the source of this 693-nucleotide messenger RNA. RefSeq lists its product as hypothetical. The transcript is spliced from 3 exons. The coding region runs from base 1 to 693 and encodes 230 amino acids. NCBI's taxonomy places the organism in Eukaryota, Fungi, Ascomycota, Eurotiomycetes, Eurotiales, Trichocomaceae. The record is from RefSeq and is a predicted model, not a curated record.
AUGCCUUCAACUGGAAGUUCGCCUCAACCACCUCAUGUGUACUACUUCAACCUGCAGUAUCACACCUUGAAAAUUAUGCUUCACCGUCCAUUCAUUCGAGUUCAGCCGUCCAUGGAAGCUCUGGGGAAUUUGCAGCAUACACCAAUGUCUCAUCUCCAGUCCGCCACCUUCUCUGCCAUUCGCGUCACCUGGAUCAUCAAUUCAUUUAGGAAAUUGUAUCCUCUGCAUAGGUUAUCACCCUUGGCGGUACAUAGCUUGAGUAUGGCCUCGCUCAUAUACUUGUUUAAUGCCUCGUCGCAUGAUUCCGAAUUAAGGCAACGAUCUUUGAAAUUGAAAUCAAUCAAUUUUCAAAUCCUGGACCAGAUGAGCUCGACCACGAAGUGCAGUAUCGAGGCUAUUAAAAUCCUGACGUCGAUGAUUGAAAAGGCGACGGACGCUCCGGCUCGGGAUCCAUGCGAAGUAUCGGGGCAAUUGGACUCGAUGGGAACUAUCAAGUCUCCUGCCCUAGUACAUCCUAUACCUACAUAUGAACCAGCCAUUCCCACCGCACCGGAACAGUUGGGGGCGGGCACAAGAUCAGAGAACCAAUCUACUGUUGACGAAGACAUGGACUGGUUUGACCUUCCUCUAAGCGAUGUAUUCUUGGUAGAUGGAGUCUCGUGGGAUGAUGUAAUUAAUGGAGAGCUAUGGUAG